CCCACGCCCACUUUAACGCUCAACCUUUCUCUCGUUCUCUUUCCCUUUCUCCAACACACUCUCAUCAUCGCGCCCACUCUCACCCUCUUGCAAGGCCAUCCUUAUCUAAAACCUUGGAUCAGCAUCUCCCGUGCUUCUCCGGACCAUUCUAACCUCAUCAUAGCCUUGGUCCAGCAGAAUCGUGGAUCCUGACAUCUGCUCUUCCUUGCCGCCACUUCCUACCUGACACCCUCUGCUCGAUUUUCCUUUCUCAGUGGAAUUCUUCUCAUUCGUCUCCUCGCAGGUCCUUGCUGCCCAACGGACAAGCGCUAGUACCAUUCACUCCUAACCCUUUAAUACUUGUACCGCCAUCAUGUCGUCGCGGUACCCACCAGAUGAUUCUGACUACCGCCGCAGACCUGACAGACCUGAGUCCUCUGUUCGCAGCAGAGAUCAUAAUAGAGAAGACCGCGAACGUGAGCAGGCCAGGACCAGCAGAAGACCAGAAGAAGUCCGCAUGAUUGAUGUCGAGGACCGCAUUGACACCUGGACUGAACCAAGAAUGAAUACCCGUGUUGAAUCCAUCCGGCCGGAACCCAGGCUUCCUAAUUAUGUGGCUCCUCCCAGAGAUAGUCGACCCUUAGAGCCCCGAAUGAUGGAGAACCGGAAUCAUGACCCUGACCCAGGCCUCUUCUAUCAAGAUCCCCUGACUGGAGAAUACCACCAAUAUAGGAGUGUACCAAGCCGGUCUGGCUACCUUCCAGAGAACCAAUUCGUGGAUGCUCGCCCCAGACCUCGAGUCCCCAUGGAUGCUCCCAUGCCAAUGGAACGUGAACCAUCAAGGCCACAGUACGAGGAACACUUUUGUCCCGGAGAUGGCAUUGAACGAGAAGUCAUCCAGCUCAACAUCUGCAAGUACCUCGGCCAAGACGCCACUUGUCGCCCGGGCCGCGACAAAAAUGGACGCAGUGGAUUUUGGAUCAGGGCAUAUCGCCCCUUCACCUCGGCGAUGGAGCAUGACCUGCGUCAAGACACUCUGAGAUGGCAGCGCGACCGGGAAAGAAGGGCCAGACAUCGUCUGCCUGAAGGUACGCCUAUGCGCGAAUACCAAGAAACUCGGUCUAAGGAUCGUGCAGGCUCAUACGCCGAAAUGCAAGCUCGUGAAGAGUCACGCCGGUACCACCCAGAAAUGGACGUCGAUGAUGAUUAUGACCGGUCUCAAAGAGCCCGUGACCCGGAGACUCGUAUUCCCUCCCGCCGUCAAAUCCCUGUGACAUCCUCAUAUCCCAUGGAAACCGGAUAUACAUCGGCCAAUUAUAGCACCAACUCGACCCAGCCUAACUACUCCCCUCCCCAUCAACAAUCAGGAUAUUAUAACGGCCCGGAACGUGAGCCCAGGCUUCAAGCUGACAAAUCUACCCCACCAAUCAUGGCCAGGGCAUCGCCUAGUGUCUAUUCACAGGCGCCCUAUACUAGCUCUCGUUCAGGGCCUGCCAUCACCUCGUCGAUACCUGCGCCAUACGCAGAGCCUCGUACGGCUCCCCCGCGGGAUCCACGUGUUGAUGUGAUGAUGGGAGGGGGUUAUGCCUCAACGGCUUACCCCGACCAGUCUCGUAGCCACCGAGGAUGAGCCAUGGUUUGUUGCGAGAUCAGUUCCCUCAAGGCCUUCAAAUCUCCCACUGGAGCCAGUCUACCGGAAAGCCACUUUGGCGCCAGUCAGCGCCUAUCCCCCCAGAGAAAGGAAGUUUGGCCCACCCUCUCGCCAUUUGACCUGGUCUGCUUUUCUUCUUGGAUUGUUACCAGCGAGUGAGCCAGCUAUCCCGGACCCCGGACCUCGGACCAUUACGUUGUCCUUGCCCAAGGCGCUCGAGUGACCACCUCGAGCGUCAUUGUCGUGCAGCAAUGAUACCACGGAGCACCCUGUGUUGAAAUAAUGACGGAUUUGGCAUGUGAUCUAACAUUUUCUAAACAAGCCCGGUCACCUCAGAUUAAUCACGAAUCUUCUUCUGCCCGCUUGUUGUACCAAAUCGAGAUACCGGUUAUACAGUUCGGACGUUGUGUUGUACUUAGCAUUGUAUGGCGUUUUUGGCAUGUACCACGCUCUCGAAGCAUGAUAUACGGAUGGCGCCCUUUUGAGCUUUUAUCGCUGAAUCAACCUCAUAUCCCCUGGUCUGGUUAUGUUUGCCUGUUUCUCAUCAUGCACUCGUGAGAUUACGACUUGAUUUUCUUACUGUCAUUGGCCAAUGUGGUGCUCGACGUGACUCUGGAG
Molecule: messenger RNA, 2248 nt
Organism: Exophiala mesophila
Lineage: Eukaryota; Fungi; Ascomycota; Eurotiomycetes; Chaetothyriales; Herpotrichiellaceae
Exons: 3
Coding region: 353-1609 (418 amino acids)
Source: RefSeq, a predicted model, not a curated record